Messenger RNA from Eucalyptus grandis, 3069 nucleotides. Its product is annotated as pentatricopeptide repeat-containing protein At5g18390, mitochondrial. The record is from RefSeq and is a predicted model, not a curated record. Lineage: Eukaryota; Viridiplantae; Streptophyta; Magnoliopsida; Myrtales; Myrtaceae. Bases 173 to 1552 code for a protein of 459 amino acids. Gene Ontology annotation, biological process: RNA splicing. Gene Ontology annotation, molecular function: protein binding. The transcript is spliced from 2 exons.
CGCAAUCACAGGCCGCGGACAAGACCAAAUCCUGACCGACCUCGGACCCCGUCCCAGGAGCGACACGGCACCGAGGGUCGUUCCUCUGGUUUCGAAGGCGCCUGGACUUUUUCGUCCCUCGCAGAUGAAGUGUUCGACGAAAUGCCGGUGAAGGCUCUGCCCGGUUCGCAAGAUGCUUUUCUCCAGAGCUGCUCGCCGCCUCCUUCUCAAUUCCAAUGACCAACUCCCAGUCUCUCCGUUUCGUCGCCUGAAGACCCUCCCUUCGGCUUCCUCCCUGGACGAAUCUCCUCUGCAAACCCGCAAGAAAGAUGACUACUUCGCAGUCGUCCAGCACGUCUCCAACAUCGUCCGCCACGACUACUACCUGGAGCGGACCCUCAACAAGAUGCGCGUUUCCCUGACCUCCGACCUCGUCUACCGCGUCCUUCGCGCCUGCUCCCGCUCCGGCACCGAGUCGUUGCGGUUCUUCAACUGGGCUUGCACCUGCCAGCCUGCUUCCUACGCCCCGACUUCGGUGGAAUAUGAAGAGAUUGUCAAGAUCCUGGCUCAGACCAAGAAGUACGAGUCCAUGUGGAAGAUCAUCCACCAGAUGAGAAGCCAGCAUCUGGGUCUUUCUCCGAACACCGCGUGUUUCGUCAUCGAGGAGUUUGGUAAGCACGGGCUUAUUGAUCAGGCGGUCGAGAUCUUCAACAAGUUGAAGCACUUUGAUUGUAAGCAGAAUGUGGACACCCACAAUUCUUUGCUGUUCGCUCUUUGCGAAGUUAAGAUGUUUCACGGGGCGUAUGCCCUGAUCAGGCGGAUGAUCAGAAAAGGAGAGGCUCCGGAUAAGAGAACCUUCGCGAUCCUUGUUAAUGGCUGGUGCUCUGCUGGCAAAAUGAGGGAGGCACAGGAAUUUUUGGAGGAGAUGAGUAGAAAAGGGUUUAAUCCUCCGGUGAGGGGUCGUGAUCUUUUGAUUGAAGGGCUGUUGAACGCGGGUUAUUUGGAGUCUGCUAAGGGAAUGGUGAGGAAGAUGACUAAGGAAGGGUUUGUGCCUGAUGUUGGGACCUUUAAUUCUUUGAUGGAAGCCAUUGUGAAAUCUGGGGAGCUUGAUUUUGGUCUUAGUCUUUAUCAUAGCGUUUGCAAACUAGGACUAUGUCCCGACAUUGUUACUUACAAACUUUUGAUACCAGCUGUUUCUAAGGCAGGAAUGAUUGAUGAGGCUUUCAGGCUUCUGCAUAGAUUGAUUGAGGAUGGACAUAAGCCUUUUCCUAGUCUAUAUGCGCCUAUAAUAAAAGGGAUGUUUAGGAUGGGACAGUUUGAUGAUGCAUUUAGUUUCUUCAGCGAAAUGAAACUUAAGGGUCAUCCACCUAAUCGGCCAGUUUAUACAAUGUUGAUAACCAUGUGUGGACGUGGAGGUAGAUAUGUAGAGGCUGCUAACUAUCUGGCUGAGAUGACAGAGUUUGGCUUUACGCCCAUUUCCCGGUGCUUUGACAUGGUUACUGAUGGAUUGAGGAGUUGCGGGAAGCAUGAUCUAGCUGAAAAGAUGAUGCAGUUGGAGGUCUCCCUGCAGUGAUUGAUGAUGGCUAUUUGAAUUCUGAAAGCUUGACGAUCUGGGUGCCCUCGAAUCAAGCAGGGACUGCUGAAGGAGGAUCUUUGAGGCUUUGUCCCACUUUAAGACAUCCGGUUCGUUGUGCAGUGGCUCUCACUUGGGAAUAAUUUAUGAACAAGUUCAAGAACAGAAAGCCCAUUGGAGAAGCUUGAAUUGGAUAUGCUGAAACAAGCAAAAUUGGAUGAACAUAGUUUGGCAAGCGCAGUAUGACUUGCUUCUUUUGGAGUUUCAUUCUAGUUGUUGUUGGACACCUGGUAACUAUUUUAUUUUUGCCUCAGUGGAUUUGAUCAUUAAGUCUUUCUGCUUUGUCUCAGUGGAGUCACUGUUGACAGAGCCUCUGGAUUUUGGUGAUAAGACCUCGGAGUAGCCAUCAUGAAUCUAUGAUGCUAGGGUUUCUAUUUUUUGGGUUGAAGCUGCAAAGGAAAACGAAAGUGCUAUAAGAGAUUUGUUGAAGGAUUUGUUGCUUUGGGUUGAACUUUUUAAGGAAGAUAGCCCUCAUGGUCGUUUCAUGUGGUGAUCAAUGGAAGGUGACCAUCGUCGAUGAUUACGUAAUUGAGAAGAGUAAUCUCAGCAGACAGUUCCUGUUUUGAAUUGGGAUAUUAAACAGGCUAAUUCUACCCUGUUUCCUGCUUGUUCUGCACUAGCGUUAUUGAAUAUUCAUCUUAAUGUGGAAGCUCUGCAAAAUCCCGUUGGGAUCACAAAUGGGAAACGUUUUGUGUACAGUUGCCAGGAAUAUCUCAGUUUUGUAGUUAAUGCACUGCAAAAUGUCAAUGCUCGGCUAUAUGCUUGCUUUUCGAAGGUCUUAUAUUUUCAGAAACUAUUGUCGAGUCAGGAAUGCUGCCUGAGAGACAUGGCCUACUAGCAAAACAAAACAGGGAAGAAAAUCUUCGAGGUUUAUGUUCAGAUUUGAAAACAGGAAAGAACAAAUGCAUAGGAUGAACUUUCACCUACAUCACGAUAUUAAGAAGCGGGAUACAGUAUUAUACAUUCAGAAAGAAGCAUUCCAGCAUGGGGACCGGAUUUAUACGACGUAACCGAUAUUGCAAACAAGAAGACCAGAGACUUCAUCUGAAGAAUCCAGACACAUAGUAAACUCAAAUCUCAGAUAGACCUAACUAGAUUGCCAAAGAUAGAGGUUGCCCUAAAUGAUGACCCUUGGCAUUGUGCGUCACCCUGCCUUCUCAUCAUGGCCAUCAUCACAAGUGGGCAUCUUUGCCUUCUGAUCAUCUCCUGACCCAUCGGGACCUGGCGUCCAAACCCCUGAUGAAUCAAGCUCUGAUCCAAGCUGACCAAGAGAAGUUUCUCUUGGUCUGCUUAGAAAGUGAAGGAAUUGAAGGGCUUGUGAGUGCCUUUUUGUAGGUGUCUGCAGUGGCAGGAUCUUCUCAGCAUAUGCUUUAAAGGAACAACUUUUUGUCCUCCACUUUGUAUAAGUCACCAAACAUCCUAGAAAUCCCAAGGAAUCUUCUGUGACUUCAGCUUCA